Pneumocystis jirovecii RU7 is the source of this 1404-nucleotide messenger RNA. RefSeq names its product DNA-directed DNA polymerase delta subunit POL31. The transcript has 10 exons. Gene Ontology annotation, biological process: DNA strand elongation involved in DNA replication; DNA replication. Gene Ontology annotation, cellular component: delta DNA polymerase complex. The record is from RefSeq and is a predicted model, not a curated record. NCBI's taxonomy places the organism in Eukaryota, Fungi, Ascomycota, Pneumocystomycetes, Pneumocystales, Pneumocystaceae. Bases 1 to 1404 code for a protein of 467 amino acids. Gene Ontology annotation, molecular function: DNA binding.
AUGGAUUCUGAAGAUAUUGGCCUUUAUAGAUCAAAUAAUUUGGAAAAAGAAAAACCAUUUCUUGUGCGUGAAAAUGUAGCAUUUUCCGUUCUUCAUGAAGAAGAUUAUGUUUUAAAAAAACGCACAUAUCAACAACAAUAUGCAAAUAUGUAUUUUCUACGUCUUGUUCAUAUUAGACCGAAGAUUGUUCAUCAAGCACAACAAAAUUGGGGAGAUAUGGUUAUUAAAGACUGGAAGGUUAAACGUGCAAGUCGUUUAUUAGAUAUUGUUCAUGGAGAAAUAUGUUGGAUUGUUGGGACGGUUUACGUUGAUGCACCUCUAAAACCUAAUAUUUUAGAUGAUAUUAAAAAAGAUUAUUGGAUGGUUGGACCUAAAAAUGAAAAAUAUAUUGAUUCUACAAAUAGCAAUGUAAUAUUAGAAGACGAAUAUGGAAGGAUUCGUCUUGUAGGGUCAAAAAUAUUACAAGAAUUUUUAGUUACAGGCUGUGUUAUUGGCGCUUUAGGAUUUGAAAUUCAAAAUGGAAAUUUUGAAGUUAUUGAUCUUUGUUUUCCUGAAUUACCUAAUCAAAUUUCUUUACCAAAUAGAAAUAAUACCGACACUCAUAAAUAUGUUGCUUUGGUUUCUGGACUUAAUAUAACAGAUAAAACAUCUAACUUAUUGCCACUUUUUCUUCUUGCAGAGUAUUUAAAUGGAGGAAUUGGGCAUCAAGUGGAUCGAGUAGCUAGUUCUCAAAUAGUUCAAUUUAUUAUUGCCGGAAAUUCUAUAGCUUUAUCAGAAACUGAAAAUACAUUAACUAAUAAAAAAAAACCAUUUAAUGCCUUUAUAUAUAAUUCUAAACCAGCAGAAAUGUUCGAUAUAUUUCUCUCAAACAUAUGUGCUACAACUUCAGUGAUACUUAUGCCAGGUGAAUCCGAUCCAUCAAAUACUUUGUUGCCUCAACAACCAAUUCAUUUUUCAUUUAUUCCAAAUGCUAAACAUUAUUAUGGAUCUACGUUAAAAACUUCUACGAAUCCAAUGUGGUUAGAAAUUGAUGGAGUGAAAUUUCUUGGGUCAAGUGGGCAAACGAUUAAUGAUAUAUAUAAAUAUACGAAUAAACAUAAUAAACUAUCAAUUAUGGAAUACACAUUAAGAUGGCAGCAUUGUGCACCAACUGCUCCUGAUACUUUAUGGUGCUAUCCAUUCUUAGAAAAAGAUCCUUUUAUUUUAUCAGAAACACCGCAUGUAUAUUUUGUCGGAAACCAAGAAGAAUUUAAUACUAAAUUUAUUGAAGGGGAAAAUGGGCAAAUCAUACGUUUAAUUAUGCUUCCAGUAUUUAGUAAAACUGACACGAUUGUUUUAUUAAAUCUUUCAACACUUGAAUGUGAAGAAGUUAAAUUCGGUAUUCAUGAUAAAAUAAGUAUCUAA